AACGUAUCCGAUUUACAACACAAAUAUAAGAUUUUGACGAACCCUAGAUUGAGUUUCAUUUUUGGGAAAUUUUACUCUUCCGAUUAUUCUCCUUUCCCGCUGUGUAAUACUUCAGAUUUUCGCAAACCUCCCGCCAUUCAUGUGAAUAAUUUCCCUUUUAGUUUGGUACCCAAUUCUCUGCAUCACUUAGCGUGAAGAAAUUCUGGGGCACGAUUUGUUUUGCAAACUAUAGACUAUGAAAGGAAGAAAUUCUGGGAAUUUGUCGAACCCAUGUUUGACGAUGCAUCAGCCAUGGGCUUCUUUGCUUGUCUAUGGAAUUAAACGCAUCGAGGGCAGGUCCUGGUCUGCUCCCCUCAGAGGCCGUCUUUGGAUUCAUGCUGCGAGUAAGGUUCCUGAGGAUUCUACAAUCAAAGCAAUGGAGGAUUUCUAUAGGGAACUCUAUGCUUUGGAUGGAAUUACUGAUCUUAAGUUUCCAGAACAUUAUCCUGUUUCAAGACUUUUAGGGUGUGUUGAAGUGGUUGGCUGUGUUGGUGGUGAAGAACUGAAAAAUUGGGAUAAAGUACCUGAAGGGGUUAGAGUAGAAGCUCAAACUGAUUUCUGUUGGCUCUGUGAACAACCACAGAAAUUGCUGAUUCCGUUCGAGAUGCGCGGUUACCAGGGUGUUUAUAACUUAGAAAAGAGGAUAUUGGAAGCAGCAGUAAGAGGUCUCACCCGUGUUAAAUGCCCACUGCCUGUAAAGUUUCAACUUCCAGAUCCUAGAGAUCCAUUCUCCUUGAGGCCAGGAUCUGUCUCAUUAUGUUCUCCCAAGUCUAAAGGAUCUAGAUCUGAAGUGGAGAAGUCAUCUAAACUCAAUGCUGCGAUAGCUGGUGCUCGAGCAGCCGCUACUCAGUUUACGAGAAAGUACCAGGACCCCCAAACUUCUGUCCACGACCAUACUUCGUCUAGUUUUGGAACGGCAGGUAAGUCCAGAACUGAAUUCUUGGAAGGAGAUCGAUUUCAAUCUUCCAAUUUCCGUCAAGACGAGGUUUCACGAGCAAAUAUCGGGGAACAAACUGUUAGCUACCACACUCGAUCUCAGGCACUUUGUGCACACACACAGCCGCAAAAUGGAGCUCCUUCUAAGAUCUUUGCGGCUGCAGUGAGAGGACUGAGACCGACAUGAAUGUUGAUCGAUUCAACUGCAGAUAGGAUUUGUACAUAGAAAAGCAGUGUGUAUGUGAAGGGUGACUUGGGCUGCAACUGUUUAAAAUUCAACCAUAAGUCUACAAAUGGCCAAUGCAUCUCUUUGAAGAAGGGAUGCUUUUAUAGUUUAUUAUUCUUUGUUGUUUUGAUGAAUUUAUUGCCCAUGGAGUUAUAAUUAUUCAUGAUGCAAUAUAGAAUGAUUUGGUAUUAGCAGACCUUCAUUUAGGAUUUAAUAUUAUAUUAUCAGACCUUGAUUAAUAGUUCAUGUAACCUUUUGUCUCAUAAUAAAAGUUUUAUUAGCGACGAAGAGUUU
This is a messenger RNA of Benincasa hispida (wax gourd), 1495 nucleotides long. Its product is annotated as RNA-binding ASCH domain protein. The record is from RefSeq and is a predicted model, not a curated record. Lineage: Eukaryota; Viridiplantae; Streptophyta; Magnoliopsida; Cucurbitales; Cucurbitaceae.